UGCAACUCACGAUGAAAGUGGGCCUUGUUCUCCUCGUUCAAUAAUGCAGCCUGUUGAGUCUCCGUCCAAUGAAAUAUGGUCACAAUGUUCAAUAAAUGAUUUUAAUAACAACCUUAGAAAUCGAGAUUUUUCAUGCAUGUACAAUCAACCUGCUUUUGAUAAUGGUGCUGGUAAUGGUGAUAUAAAUCCACCAACAAUCAACACUCCGAUACCUCAUGAUCCGAAUCGUAACGAUAAUCAAGCACCAACAGUGUUCCACGUCGAAAUCACCGACGAUAGAGAGCAGUUAACUGUUGGUUUGAAAGAUUUUUCAGAGAACCGCAAAAUAAAGAUCUACUACGAUCGUUAUAAGCUGGUGAUAACCCAACGAGACACCGACUAUUCGUCGACAUCAACUGGCUACAGGCAAGACCUUCAAAUACGUGUAGCUGAUAAUAGGAUGAUCACACUGGAUCCAUCAGAAAUAAAUCCAUCAAAAGUGAUAUAUAUUUACCACGAUAAUGGAUACAUUUACGUUUAUCAAGGUAGAAAACCCGGAAGUGACACAAAUGAUGUAACUCAACCACCAGUUAAUAACAAUCCCGGAGGAUUUGAUCAUUGGCCGUGGGGAUAUCAAUAUGCAUUUUGUUUUGGAAGAUCGUAUUUCCAAUUAAACAAAUUGGUAUCGAUAAGUUUCAGGGACAAUAGAUUAUAUGUAUCACAGCUUAAUGCUCCAAAUAAUAAUAAUGUAAAUAGCCCACCUCCACCUUCUGAUCUGGCGUACACUGGACCUGAUACAAAGGGAAUAUAUAUUAUUCCUAGUGAAAUAAAACCUAAUAAAGAAGUUUGUGCAUGGCAAGCUAAUGGUCAGAUACAUGUUAGAACUCGAAAUACGAAUUCUGCACAUUAUAGUUAUUGGCAUUACUAGGAGGGUAAGUUAUUCGUAAUGUGUCAGCACGAUGCGUUUAGUACGAGUCGUAGGUGCGCAGGCACAAGCGAAACGAGUGCAUACUGCGCACCGGAGACGAGAGCUAAACACAUCGCGGAUGACGAAUUAUGACUUAACCUACAUGUUGCGCCCAUAAUUUUAUUCAACUCAUGUGCGCUAUUUACGUUUUAUUCAUCGCCUAAAAAGCGAAGUCUAAAUAGUUGUUUACUGACAUGGUGAAAAAAAACUUAUAAUAUUAAGAAUAUGACAAAAUUAUAGGGAUAUAGAUUUAGUUCAACGGAAAUCAAAUUCAAUAAGUCAAAGUUUCAACUCCACAUUAAAAACAAUCGGCAUCACAAUCUUGACUGCUCAAUGGGUAACAACAGGGAGUUGUAAAUACCCAAUAUUCCCGAAGUAGUUAGAGCCCGAAAGAUAGUUACGUUUAUAUUUAUUACAUUUCAAUGGCCGUGAUAGUAGACAUCUUUAUUGCGUUUUGACAAAUAAUUUUUCACCAGCCGGUAAUCGGCCUUUUAGGGUUCGGAUUUUAGGCAUGAUAAAAUGUGAAU
Messenger RNA from Microplitis mediator, 1473 nucleotides. RefSeq lists its product as uncharacterized. The record is from RefSeq and is a predicted model, not a curated record. Bases 44 to 907 code for a protein of 287 amino acids. The transcript has 2 exons. Lineage: Eukaryota; Metazoa; Arthropoda; Insecta; Hymenoptera; Braconidae.